Temnothorax curvispinosus is the source of this 381-nucleotide messenger RNA. RefSeq names its product odorant receptor 94a-like. The record is from RefSeq and is a predicted model, not a curated record. Lineage: Eukaryota; Metazoa; Arthropoda; Insecta; Hymenoptera; Formicidae. Gene Ontology annotation, biological process: sensory perception of smell. The transcript is spliced from 4 exons. Gene Ontology annotation, molecular function: olfactory receptor activity; odorant binding. The annotation marks the transcript as partial. Gene Ontology annotation, cellular component: membrane.
AUUCAUCGCAAAGCUACAAAGUUUUCCCAAGUUUUAAUAAAGAGUUUUGAAGGAUCGUUCUUCUUUUUAAUAGCGGCUGGUAUGGUCUGUUUAAGCAGCACUCUUGUUCAAAUCGCAUUGUACAACGAUACCGUAGAGCAAUUUAUACUACCGCUUAUGUUUAUAAGUGUCCUCUACGUAUACAUGUUUUUAUCUAACUAUACUGCACAGGAAGUUACAGAUCACAAUGAAUACGUAUUUGCCACAGUGUAUAAUGUUCAGUGGUACAUGGCUCCGUUACCCAUACAGAAAAUGAUGUUAUUCUUGCUACAAAAGGGCACUAAGGCUUUUCAUAUAAUCCUCGGUGGAAUAUUUAUUGCAUCCAUGGAAAGUGCCGCUAUG